Hypomesus transpacificus is the source of this 846-nucleotide messenger RNA. Its product is annotated as DELTA-actitoxin-Afr1c-like. The coding region runs from base 130 to 663 and encodes 177 amino acids. The transcript is spliced from 3 exons. Gene Ontology annotation, cellular component: pore complex. The record is from RefSeq and is a predicted model, not a curated record. Lineage: Eukaryota; Metazoa; Chordata; Actinopteri; Osmeriformes; Osmeridae. Gene Ontology annotation, biological process: monoatomic cation transport; pore complex assembly; cytolysis in another organism. Gene Ontology annotation, molecular function: channel activity.
GGUGUGUUCUGUAAGUGUGGGUGUGACUGAAGAUUUGACGAGUUGGUCUCACCGGUGGAUAUUUUUAGAGGACUGCAUUAUCUCAGAGACAUUUCUAGCAAGUAGCUACAUACACCAACUGCUACCAUCAUGCCUGAAACUGCAGAAUCCCAUUCUGCUACUUUAACCACCAACCGCAACUGCACCAUUGAGAUCACCAAUGUUAGCUCAAGCUACUGUCUGGUGAACCCUAAGGUCUACAUGUCCAGUGGCUACACCUACAACCCCCCUCAGCCCACCGUUCGGACCAUGAAGACCGAGGUGUGCUCCUUCACCAAGGACGACGACACAGCAACCGGCUCCGUGGGCGUGCUCACCUACGAGCUCUUCGACAUGCGCACCCGCGGCUGCAACGAGCUGGUUGCCAUCAUGUUCUCGGUGCCCUAUGAUUACAACAUCUACAAGAACUGGCUGGGGCUGGGCUUCUUCGAGCACACGCGCGCCUGUGACGAGAAGCUCUACAAACACAUGUACUACGAGAAGGACUUUACCAACUUCCAGCGUCACGAGGCCGUUGGCUCGGGAGUGCACUACGCGGGGAGGAUGGUGGACGUGAGGGCAACCAUGUCCAACAUAGGCAAGGCUAUCAUCAAGCUGGAGCUGUACGACAAGAUGGGUAGAUAGGUGAAUGGUGUGAGAAAAACAAGACGUCACAGAUGUCAUCCUCAUGUUGAACAACACAGAUUUUGCGAUACAGACCUACAGGGUUGCCAAGAUGUUUUGUCUUGCUAGAUUGUCAAAUGCAUUGCACUUUGCUUUAUUCUGUCCAAAUUCUGUGUAUUCCAAAUAAAAAUAUGGUGGAACUAA